Messenger RNA from Centrocercus urophasianus (Greater sage-grouse), 5885 nucleotides. Its product is annotated as cullin-9-like. The transcript is spliced from 29 exons. Gene Ontology annotation, molecular function: ubiquitin protein ligase binding. Gene Ontology annotation, biological process: ubiquitin-dependent protein catabolic process. NCBI's taxonomy places the organism in Eukaryota, Metazoa, Chordata, Aves, Galliformes, Phasianidae. The record is from RefSeq and is a predicted model, not a curated record. The coding region runs from base 16 to 5793 and encodes 1925 amino acids.
GCGCCGUCCGGCAGCAUGGUGAACGAGAGGCCCGAGGGCGGGCUGCUGGUGCAGCUGGGCCCCCAGCUGCAGGCCUACCCGCAGGAGCUGCUGCGGCAGCGGCGCGGCCCCGACGGCGCCCCGGAGUACCUGGUGCGGUGGCGCGUGGUCGGCGCGGAGGAGCGGGCGGCGGGCGGCGGCGGCGGCGGCUCCACCUCCACCGCAGGGCUCCGCUCGGAGAGCGUGGCCAUGUGGCUGUCGGCGGAGGAGGUCCGCGCCGGCUGCCCGGCGCUGCUGGGCGAGGGGCAGCGGGCGGGGCCGCGGGCGGAGGAGGAGAGGGCGCCCGGCCCGCCGCCCGCGGCGCCGGACGAGGCGUCGCUGCUGGAGAUGAAGGCCGACGUCGGGAGCCUGGUGCGGCGAGCCGGCCGGCAGCUGGCCGGCGGCGGGGCCCCCGCGUCCUCCGUCCUCCACACCGUCCGCGUGCUGAGCGCGUACGCCGGCAUCGGCGCGCUGGCGGGCGCCUUCGAGGAGACGGGAGCCCUCGAGCUGCUGACGGAGAUGCUGUGCCACGAGGAGAAGGCGAUCUGCCGCGGCGCCGGCGAGAUGCUGAGGGCUCUGGCUUCGCACGACGCAGGGAGCUGGGCUCAUGUACUUCUGUCUCUGAGCCAGCAGGAUGGCAUCGAGCAGCACAUGGAUUUUGACAGCUGUUACACCUUGCUGGAGCUGUUUGCUGAGACAACAUCCUCUGAAGAGCACUGCGUGUCCUUUGAGGGCAUUCAUCUUCCUCAGAUCCCCGGGAAGCAGCUGUUCGCCCUGGUGAAGCGCUACCUGUGCGUCACUUCUCUCCUGGACAAGCUCAACAGUGGCGAGGAGCAGAGCGAGGAGCGGCAGAAGAGCAGCCGUGUGAAGCAGGAGUUUGAGUUCAGCAUGGCUAUGGCAAACCUCAUCUUGGAGCUGGUGCACGUGAUGGGCUGGGACCACAGCCACAAACCGGAGCCACCAUCCCAGCAGGAGACGAAGCCUCGCACCUCCCGCUCCAUCUUCCAGCACCAGCCCACAUCCUCCAGUGCUGCUCCAGCAGCCCCUGCUCCUGCACCAAAUGAGCCCAGCACCUUUAAGACACGCUCGGCCUUCCCAAGCCGCAGCAGCUAUGUGGAGUAUGUGCAGGCAAACCUGAUGCACGGCAUGCGGGUGCGCAUGCUGGAGGACUAUGAACAGGUCGGCGCAGGUGAUGAGGGUGAAUUUCGUCAGAGUAAUGAUGGCACGCCGCCUGUGCAGGUGUACUGGUAUGCCUCGGGCUGCACGUACUGGGUUCACUGGCACAUGGUGGAGAUCAUUGGCUCUUCUGGGCAGGAGGAGCAUGAGGGCCGAGAGAAGGUGUCCGCUCUGAGAUACAGCCACAAGCUGGUAGCAGCUGCACAGCCGCUUUUCUCCAAGCCCCCGGGGGGGCUGUACUCGCUGCCUUACCUGGGGGAGCGGCCGAGCAGAGCCGCAGCGACCCUGAGCCGCGCUGAGUGGUGGGAGCUGCUCUUCUUUGUGAAGAAGCUGGAAGCGCAGGAGCAGGAGGAGAUCGUCCGACUCAUCCAGCGGGAGCGCGCUGAGCAGCUGUCGGAGCCGGCCGAGGACGCCCUGCUGCAGCUGCCGGUCCCUGCGGAGCUGGCCCAGAAGGUGCUGCAGGACCUGGAGAAGCGGCUUCGGGGCAGCGCUCAGAGCGAGCUGCGCGGCUCCCGUGUGUACGCCGAGCACGUGGGGAGUGCGGCCGAGCAGCGCGGCGGGGGCGGUGCCACGGCGUGCUCAGAAGGCGAUGAGCCCGGAACUGUGCCGGCCGAGGUGGCCAAGGAAGAGCUUUCCGCAGCCGCGGCCCUCAGGUCGGAUUCCCAGCUGUUCCGUGAGCUCCUGGAGAGGGAAGGGCUGCGCUUCUCGCGGGCGGCGGAGCGGAGCGAAGCGUGGGGCGGCAGCGAGGGCGGCUGCCUGGCCGAGGUGCGGCGCGUGGCGGACGCGAUCCUGCGUGGUGACUGCGAGGCGGAGCUGCGCGCGGCCGGGCUGCGGCACGUGGUGAAGGUGCUGGAGGAGGACCGGGAGCAGGAGCGGCACUGCAGCGAGGCCCAGGGCGGGCCGGGGACCAGGGAGAAGCUGGUGAAGGCGGUGGUGGAGCUGCUGGGCGCUGAGGAGGCCGAGUCGUGCCUGGCGGCGCUGGUGCUGCGGCUGGUGGCGCUGCUGAUGGAGAGGUGUGAGUGGUGCGUGCCCUUCGCCACAGAGGGAGGUGUGCGGGCGGUGCUGGCCUGCAUGCGGCAGCACGCGGCCUCGGCCCUGGUGCAGCAGGCCGGCCUGGCGGCCCUGAAGGUGCUGGUGGGAGCCGGAGGUGCCGGUGGAAAGCCGUCGAUGCUGAGCCACGCCGACGCGCAGAUGAUGCGGGAGAUCUUUGCCAGCAUCGGCUCUGCCUGCGGCGAGGGCUCACCCGGCCUGCUGGCUGCCAUCCCCGCUGCCAUCCGUGCCAUGCAGGGCGUGCCAGGGGGCUCCUCGGGCGUGCAGAACGGGCUGCUGGUGGUGAGGAUGCUGGUGGAUGGGCACCGAGGCCUGGCGGAACAGCUGGUGGGCUGUGACCUCCAUGUGGUGCUGCAGAGCUGCUGGCGGGCCGGGCAGGACGCCGGCUGCCCCAACGCCAUGCUGGCCCUGGGCGUCAUCAACCGCCUGGCGGAGCACCGGCUGUCCUGCAGCCCUGAGAUGCCAGGCACCGAGGCCCUGCUGCUGGAGGCGAGGGAGGCACGGGUGCCCGCAGGCGGCCUAUGGGAUGGCGCGCUGCCCGAGGACGUGGUGGUGGCCCUGGAACGGCAGCUCUGUGGCGUGGCCGCCAUGCCUGCGGGUGAGGCAUCCCGGCAGCUGCAGGAGCGCCAGUGCUUCCAUCCGCUGCUGCGCAGCCUCGAGCUGCCGGGGGUGGAGAAGGCCAUGGGGCUGCGGAUCCUCAGAAUCCUGAGCGUGUUCCUGGACGGUUACCGGGAGGAUGCGCUGCCCUGGCAUGAGUGCGUGGAGCCGUGCCUGUCCUUCCUGAGCGCCCACAGCAGCGACCGUGAGGUGGUGCAGGAGGCGGUGGGCUUCCUGCACCGCCUGGCUACCACCAGCAAAGACUGCGCUGUGGGGAUGUGCCGUGCAGGUGCCCGUGAGGCUGUGGCCAAAGCCCUGGACAAGCACGGCCCGGCCCUGCCGCUGGCACCGGCCCUGCUAGAGCUGGUGAGCGACUGCGAGAGGCACGCCGCGCUCUACAAGAAGCUGACGGGCAGCAUCUUGGCCGGCUGCAUCCAGGUGGUGCUGGGGCAGAUUGAGGAGCACCGCCGCAUCCAGCGGCCCAUCAGUGUCCCCUUCUUUGACAUCUUUCUGCGCAACCUGUGCCGAGGCUCCAGCGUGGAGGUGAAGGAGGACAAGUGCUGGGAGAAGGUGCAGGUCUCCUCCAACCCGCACCGCGCCAGCAAGCUGACGGACAGGAACCCCAAGACCUACUGGGAGUCGAACGGCAGCACCGGCUCCCACUACAUCACCAUCCACAUGCAGUGCGGGGUGGUGGUCAGGGAGAUGAGCAUGCUGGUGGCCAGCGAGGACUCGAGCUACAUGCCGGCCCGCGUGGUGGUGCUGGGAGGGGACAGCCCCGCUGAUGUCCGUACGGAGCUGAACGCAGUGACCGUCCUGCCCUCGGCCAGCAGGGUGGUGCUGCUGGAGAACAUGACGCGUUUCUGGCCCGUCAUCCAGAUCCGGGUGAAGCGGUGCCAGCAGGGUGGCAUCGACACGCGUGUGCGUGGCAUCGAGGUGCUGGGGCCCAAGCCCACCUUGUGGCCCAUCUUCAAGGAGCAGCUGUGCCGGCGCACGUUCCUCUUCUGCAGUGCUCGGGCGCACGCCUGGUGCCAGGAGAUCCACCAGGAUCGGGGACAGCUGCUGCAGCUCUUUGGCAAGCUGAACCGGGCAUUACAGCACGAGCAAGACUUCGCCGACCGCUUCCUUCCCGAUAACGAGGCGGCCCGAGCCCUGGGCAGGGCGUGCUGGGAGGCCCUGGUGACCCCCGUGGUGCAGAGCAUCACCAGCCCAGACUCGAGCGGCAUCAGCCCCCUGGCCUGGCUGCUGGGCGAGUACCUGGGGAGCGCAGAGCAGUCCCGCGGUGGCGCCUUCGGUUCCUGUGUGCGGCGCCUGACCCAGCUCCUGGUGCACGUGGACCCGGGCGCAGAGCCGGCGGAGGCGGCAGCGGCCGGCGGGAAGGAGGGCAGGAACAAGGAGGCGCCAGCCCGGGUGGCUGUGGCAGAGAAGUCUGGCUGCCUGCGGGACGCGGUGCGGUGCUGGCAUGGCGUGGUGCAGCGGCAGGUGCAGCAGUUCCUGGAGAUGUCGGGGCAGGCACCGGACGUUGUGGAGCGGUACUGCGCGCUGUACCGGCGCCUGCGUGGUGCCACGGAGGAGCUCUUCGGGCAGCGGGCCGCCUUCGUGGCAGCCCUGGGCCAGGGCGUCGCCGGGGCUCUGCAGCGACUCUCCUUCCUGACCGCCCUGCAUGUGAGCGAGCGGUUCGCCCGCUACCUGGACAGGAAGGUGCAGGAGCUGCACGGGGCCACGGGCAGCACGGGGCAGCUGCAGCAGAUCCUGGAGCCCUUCGUCAUCUUUGGUGGCCUGGAGUUCGCCCACACCUUCGAGCACUUCUACCAGCUGUACCUGGGGGACCGGCUGCUGUCACGGGGGCCGUCCUGGCUGGAAGGGGCCGUGGUGGAGCAGAUGGGGCCGUGCUUCCCCCGCCGCUUCCCCCAGGAGAUGCUGAGCAACCUGGCAGAGUCGGAGGAGCUGCGGCGGCUCUUCCGCCUCUUCCGGCUGCAGGAGCGAGACCGGCGGCUGCUGGAGUGUGGCCUGGGUGCAGAGAGCCCCAAGGCUGAGGCUCCAGGGGAGGCCUCCACAGCAGAUACACUGGAGGUGGAGGUGCUGGUGCUGUCCCCACGCUGCUGGCCUAUGUCCCCGCUGUGCUUCAUGGAGGAGCCCCGGAGGUUCUUCCCGGCGGCGCUGAGCUCCCUGCUGGAUGAGUUCACAGCCUUCUGGCAGCACAGCCAGAGCCGGCUGGGCUGGGGGUGUGCGAGGCCCCGGUGGCUGCAGUGGACGUGGCUGGGCCACGCUGAGCUGUGCUUUGGAGACUGCGUCCUCCACGUGUCCACGCUGCAGAUGUACAUCCUGCUGCGCUUCAACAGCACUGAGGAGGUGGCAGUGGAGGCUCUGCUGCAGGCGACGGGGCUCCCUGCCGAGCUGGUGCACCAGGCCCUGGUCCCGCUGACCCACGGUGAUGGCAUCCUGGUGCAGAGCUGCACGCAGGGGGCUCCAGGUGCCCUGCGGCUGAACCGGGCGGCCCUGGCCCAUGCCUCUGGCCGCCAGCUGAGGCUGCUGCCCCGGCAGAGGUACCUGCGGGCAGAGAGGGCUGAGAGCAGUGCCUUGGAGUGGAAAAGGAAUGUCCUCUGCUGCCUCAUCACCCGCAUCCUCAAGGCGGAAAAGCAGCUGCACAUCGAUAACCUGGUGUUUAAGGUGAUCGAUGCCUGUGAGAAGGGUGAGCUGGGGCCAGGCCUGCAGUUCCUGAGCUUCUGCUGUCACAGUGUGGACGUGCUGUCCUGUGUCCUGCACCUGCUGAACCAGGGCUACCUCCGGCGCCAGGAUGAGAGGCCUCAUGUCCUGGAGUACGUCUCUGCUGAGCCCCCACCAGCCCUAUCCCAGGCCCAGGCCCAGGUUGCCUUCCAGACUGUAGAGAUCAAGACAGCAGCAAACCCAGCCUCUGCUGAAAGGAGACAGACAUUCUCCACCUUUCGGUAGAGAAGGACUGAGCUGGCAGGGCAUGAGCUGAGCCCAGUCCAUCACUUCUGGUGGACUUGGGGCUUUAGUGGGAAUAAACAAGCUUGGCUGCA